Funneliformis geosporum is the source of this 1137-nucleotide messenger RNA. The record is from the annotation of a GenBank genome assembly. Lineage: Eukaryota; Fungi; Glomeromycota; Glomeromycetes; Glomerales; Glomeraceae.
CAAAUGCCCUUGCAUAAAAUUGAAAAAAUGAUUUUCAAACGCGAUUCCAAGUUAUCUGGAGAGAAUGAUCCAUUUAAACAAUCCUUUGCACCCAGAAAUUCAAAACAUCUUCCACCUGAAUUGAAAAAAUAUUGGAAUCAACGUUAUUUAUUGUUUUCGUUGUAUGAUGAAGGCAUUAUGAUAGAUGAAGAAGGAUGGUAUUCAGUUACACCGGAAUAUUUAGCAGAAUAUAUUGCUAAACGUUGUUCUUGCGAUACAAUUAUUGAUGCUAUGUGCGGUGUAGGUGGAAAUACAAUCCAAUUUGCAAAGACGUUGAUCGCAAUUGAUAUAGAUGAGAAAAAAUUACAUUGCGCCAAAAAUAACGCCAGUAUAUACGGAGUAGAAGAUAAUAUCGAAUUCAUUUUAGGAGAUUUUUAUGAUUUGAUACCUAAUUUGAAGGCUGACGUAGUGUUUUUGAGUCCACCUUGGGGAGGGCCAUCCUAUCUUAAGUCAAAAGGUUAUGAUAUUAAGACAAUGAUACUAGUAGAUGGUGAAAAAUUGUUCCGAGAAGCAAGAAAGAUCACAAAAAACAUUGCAUAUUAUGUUCCCAAAUCUAUAAAUUUUGACCAGAUGAGUAAAUUAUGCGAUCCUGAUGAAGUUUGUGAAUUCCAACAAGUAAUUUUUGGGGAGAAAAUUAAAUCAUAUGUAACAUAUUAUGGUAACUUAGUGGGUAAUCAUUUUAGUGAAGUAAUCAAAGUUCCAAAAUAUUGGGCCAAUGAUACUUCUGAUAAUCAUAUUAAGUCGGAAGAAUAUUAUGAUAACUUAGUGGACAAUAAUCUUAGUGAAGAGAUCAAAGUUCCAAAAUAUCGGGCCAAUGAAGAAAUUGAUGAUAAUUUAAUGAAUAAUAAUCUUAGCGUUAGUGAAGAAAUUCAAGUUCCAAAAUAUCGGGCCAAUGAAGAAAACUAUGAUAAUUUAAUGGAUGAUUUAAUGGAUAAUAAUAUUAGUGAAGAAGUCAAAAUUCCAAAAUAUCAGGUCAAUGAUACUUCCGAUAAUCAUACUCAAUCGGUAGAAACUGAAAAAAAUAGUAAAAAAAGGAAAAGAAAAAGAAGAAGAAAACGAACAAGUGAAUUUACUCAUACAAAGAAUAUAAAGAAUUAA